Uloborus diversus is the source of this 1668-nucleotide messenger RNA. Its product is annotated as fatty-acid amide hydrolase 2-B-like. The transcript is spliced from 8 exons. Bases 1 to 1668 code for a protein of 555 amino acids. Lineage: Eukaryota; Metazoa; Arthropoda; Arachnida; Araneae; Uloboridae. The record is from RefSeq and is a predicted model, not a curated record.
AUGUCCUCCAAUUCGGCAUCCUCAAGCUGUUGUGGCCGUCCAUCACUCUAUUUGUCAUUGACUCUGAUUAUAGAGCCUCCUCCUUCCCCAAAAAUCAGUCCGACUGUGUCUCCGCAGCCAUGGAUAGCCAUUGGGACUGUGACAGACACUUUCUUCGAAUGGCUGAGCACAUUUCGAAGGAAAGGGCCACCUCUGCCACCUGUUCGGAAUCCGCUGUUGUUGGAUUCGGCCGUGAACCUGGCUGUCAAAAUUAGGACAAAGCAGGUGAGUAGCGUGUCCGUUGUUCGCGCGUACAUGCAGCGAAUAGACGAAAUCCAGCCGGCUGUGAAUGCUGUGGUGGAUCGUCGGUUUCGAGAGGCCCUGGAAGAGGCGCAGAGGGCAGACGACCUCGUCACUUCAGGGGAGAAGAGCGAGGAAGAGCUGGAGAGGGACACGCCCCUCCUCGGGGUGCCACUUAGCGUCAAGGAGGCUAUCGCUGUGAAAGGUAUGCUCUUUACUACUGGAGUUGUGCAGCGUCGAGGCUUUCGAGCGGAAGAGGACGCGGAUGUGGUGGCAAGCUUGCGCAGGGCCGGCGCUAUACCCAUCGUAGUGACGAACACCAGUGAGCAGUGCUUUUGGAUGGAAUCCUACAAUAACCUGUAUGGGAGAACCAAUAAUCCCUAUGACCCUGAAAGAACGCCAGGAGGAAGCAGCGGUGGAGAAGGUGCCCUCUUGGCUUCAGCUGGCUCCGUGAUUGGAGUUGGCAAUGACAUUGGUGGCAGUAUACGGAUACCUGCUUUCCUCAAUGGCGUCUUUGGUCACAAACCCUCCAGAGGCAUUGUGCCCAACCGUGGACACUUCCCUCCUACAGAGCCGAUAUUGCAGCAAUAUAUAGGCACAGGACCGAUGUGUCGCUACGCGUCUGAUCUGAAGGUCAUGUUAAAGGUCAUGGCAGGCGCAAAUGCACAAUAUCUUCAAUUAGACAAAGAGGUGUCUUUGAAAUCUUUGAAAGUGUUUUAUAUGGAAAACGACGGGGAUCCUCUUCUUACACUUCCUGUGGCAGAAAGUGUGAGAAAUGCUUUACGAAAAGUCAUUGCUCAUUUUCGCAAGAUAUGCGACGUACCGCCACAGAAGGUCCACAUUCGAGGCUUGAAGCGCAGCUUUCAAGUCUGGGCGCACGCUUUGUCUGCUGUGGUUGCAGACGUGGCGACAAUCGAAUCCCGAGUUUUUGGCGAAGACGUCACCGGCGAUCCCUGGAAGGAGUAUUUCUUAGGACUCUUCGACAGAUCCCAAUACUCAUUACCAGCCACUUCGACAGUCCUGGUGGAGAGAUACCUGGCGCCACGAUCCAAAGCUGAUGCCGAGCCCUACCUUCGGAUCCGUAGGAGGAUGGAGGAAGAUUUCAGGCAGCUACUCCAGGACGAUUGCGUGUUUAUCAUGCCAACUUUGCCACGCCAUGCCAGCAGGCACUAUGCCGAGGUUUUGCGGCCUCAGAACUGUGGAUACGUCGCAGCUUUUAACGUCCUAGGUUUGCCUGCGACGCAUUGUCCUGUUGAACUGGACGAUGACAGACUGCCAGUUGGAGUUCAAGUUGUGUCUGGAUGCAGAAACGAUUAUCUGAAUUUGGCAGUUGCCAGAGAGAUUGAGAGAGAAUUUGGAGGCUGGAUUUGCCCAGGGCCUCUUGUUUAA